CGUCAUCAUGAAGAGGAAAGAACUCUAUGACCUAGUCAGUGCAUCAGAGCCGCUCAGUACGAAGGAACUGGAGCCUUCGUUAAAUCACAACAAGAACGGCAAGGCUGGGGCCGUCACAGAUAACUCCGUUAGGCUGAAGAAGGAGCUAGGUCUGGCCGAGAGUGUGGCUGUGAUCGUGGGCAUUGUAGUGGGUUCCGGGAUCUUCGUCUCCCCGAAGGGGGUACUGAUGUACAGUGGUAGCGUGGGGAUGUCUCUGGCAGUGUGGGUCGCCUGUGGCCUCCUCUCUAUGGUUGGCGCCCUCUGCUUCGCCGAAUUAGGCACGAUGAUACCAGAGAGUGGGGGUAUGUAUACUUACUUGCACCGAGCCUUUGGUCCAGUCUUCGCCUUCUUGUAUAUGUGGGUCACUAUCCUCACCAGAAACUCUGCCGGGACUGCCGUCAUAGCUGUCACUUUCUCUAACUACUUCCUACAGCUGGUUCUCCCUAACUGUGAGUCGGUGCCUGCUAUACCAGCUAGACUCCUUGCUGCGGCAUUAAUAAGUUUUUUGACGUGGCUCAACUGCGUGAACGUGCGCUGGGUGGCAAAGCUGCAGAAUGUCUCUACGCUGACAAAGGUGUUGGCUCUGGGCGUCAUCAUCGUGGCUGGGCUCUACCACCUAGGCACUGGACACCUUGAGAACUACCGAGCGCCCAUGGCUGGCACCCACUGGGACGCUGUCGCUAUCUCCACGGCCUUCUACCAGAGCCUUUUCUCUUACACUGGCUGGGACUACUUGAAUGUCGUCACUGAGGAAAUCAAGAACCCCAACAGGAAUUUGCCUCUGUCCAUCAUCCUCUCCACCACGAUCAUCACCAUCGUCUACACUCUCACCAAUGUCUCCUACUUCGCUGUUCUAACUCCGACUGAGAUGCUCGCCUCCAGUGCUGUGGCUAUGACGUUCGCAGCACGGAUGUUAAGCUUGUUGGCCUGGACGAUGCCUGUCUUCGUCAUGUUCUCUACAUUCGGCAGCACACAUGCUUCCGUCUUCACACAGACAAGACUCAUCUUCGUCGGGGCGAGGAGGGGCCAGUUCCCGCAGGUUUUCUCUUUAGUCAGUGUAAAGAACUUCACACCUGCUCCAGCUGCUAUAUUCAACGGACUGACAAUCUUGAUUAUGCUGCUGGUGCCGGAUGUCUCCUCCCUCAUCAACUACACCGCCUUCAGCGCCACCGCCAUGCAGUUCGCCUGCAUUUGUGCACUCUUCCGGUUCAGAUAUAAAAACCCACAAUGGAAGAGACCGUUCAAGGUGUGGCUGGUGCUUCCCGUAGUCUUCGCGUUAACGCAGCUCUUCCUGAUGUUAAUCCCUAUCAUCAUGGCCCCGUCGGAGGUAGCGGGAGCUGUUGGAGUCAUCAUCACUGGCCUACCAGUAUACUACCUCACCAUACAUCGGCGGGAUCUAGCUCGCUGGUGCUCAGGAAGUCUAGACAAGCUGACUAUCGUUUUUCAGAAAGUGUUUUUCUGCUUGCCUGAGGAGAAGGAAGAGCAAGAAAAAUAAACAUCGCAAAAUCGACACGGAUAUUUUCCAUUUAGCAUACGUAAAAAAAAAAGGAAAACAUUAUUUUUGUUGAAUUUGUCUUUACUGUUUAACAUAAAAUGUUUAUUGUUAAUAA
Molecule: messenger RNA, 1649 nt
Organism: Cherax quadricarinatus
Lineage: Eukaryota; Metazoa; Arthropoda; Malacostraca; Decapoda; Parastacidae
Source: RefSeq, a predicted model, not a curated record